AGGCCUCUGAAAAUUGGCCUCAGUCGAUCGGUGGUUGUUGGUUGACGUGAGACAACGUCCCAUCCUGCCGCUUACUGCUUGACUGGAUUCAUUGGGGGGGAGCCAUUGGAUUCCUCCAUUCUUGUUGUUGGAGAGGGUUGAAUUCAAUACCUUUCGAAAUCCACCAUCUUGACCGUCGAAUAAAGUGGGAAAUUGUUAUAUUAGUUUGGUGUCCCAAGUUUUCUGUGUGUGUGUGCUAGAUUCCGCCAUUGUGGUGUGUGUGUGUGUUGGGGGCCAACUACCGUGUGGAUUUUAAAUUUUUCUGGUUUUUAAAAGCCACUCGUCUUCCAUUCUGCCACUGGUCGUUCAUUUCGAGUUUUUCGAUUAAAAAGAAAAAGAAGAACCGACCGAAGAAACAACAGGCCCAAAGAUGUGGAAACGGACAGUUUGGAUACGGACGGAUUCGAAUGCGGCGAAUGGACACAAAUGACCUUCGUCUCUACCUGAGAAGCGCCACCACCAGAGAUCCUAUUCCGUUCAAGGGAGUAGGAGGUGGGCUCUAGUGUUAGGAAACAAGACACAGAAGAAGAAGACAACAAAAAAUUGCCUAAAUUCCAAAUUGGGAUAUCACGGAAACAACAACCAACCAACGGUCGUCCUCUCUCUACGCUCAACAACACCCAAAGAAAAAAAAAGCAAAAAUCUUCGCAUCUAUCUCCUUUUUUUGACCAACCAACCGACUCAGACAUGGCCAGCAAAGAGAACGCGGUGGCCCUGGUCGACCCACACCAACUGGCCUCGGUGAUCCGCAGCAGCCGCUUAGACAAGGUGUUAAUUGUAGACAGCCGGAGUUUCCUCGAGUACAACGAUCUUCACAUCCAGGGCGCUGUCAAUGUUUGCUGCUCCAAAUUGGUCAAACGGAGACUCCAGCAAGACAAGGUUUGCGUCCGAGAUUUCCUGCUGCAAAAUUGCCGUUUGGAACGUGGACUGGUCGAGUACGAAAAUGGCGAUGUCAUCGUUUACGACCAGUCAUCUGUCAGCACGGCCUCGGUCAGCCCCGACUCGUUCCUCCACGUCCUGCUCCACAAAUUGAUCCACGUCUUCCGGCGGGUCUUUCUCCUCUCGGGCGGAUUCCUCGAGUUCCAGGCCUGUUACGGCGAUUUGUGCGAGGACAAGUCGCGAUUGCUGCGAUCCUCUUCGUCGACCCUGCACAACAUGACGUCAUUAUCCCAGCCGUGCCUGCCAAUCACCAACGUCGGACCCACCAGGAUCCUCCCGUUUCUCUACCUGGGCUCCCAGCAAGACGCUCACAAUCAGGAACUUCUUUCGGAUUUCAACAUCACGUACGAAGUGAAUGUGAGCACCAACUGCCCCAAACCGGAUUUCAUCCAAGAUAGCCACUUUCUACGAUUGCCAGUCAACGACUCUUAUGGCGAAAAGUUAUUACCUUAUUUCGUUCGAGCUACUCAAUUUAUCGAUAAAGUCCGUGAAACCAACGGUUCAGUGUUGGUCCACUGCCUGGCUGGUAUCUCCCGCUCGCCCACGGUGGCCAUCGCUUACGUCAUGCGCCACUUGCAGAUGACGUUUGACGACGCGUUCCGCUACGUCAAAUCGAAACGCUCGUCCAUUUCGCCCAAUUUCAAUUUCCUCGGCCAACUGCUCGAGUACGAACGGCAAUUGAGGGCGGAGGAGGUGCUGGACUCUAGCGUCGGCGACGUCACCAAUUGCCUGCAGCCGUCGUCGCAACCGAUGACGUCGUCGCGCUGCACGUCGUCGUCCACGACAACGUCGACCAGUCCGGCGCCGGGCAGAGAGCGCUGCCUAUCGCGUUCCAUUUCGCUGUCGCUGUCGCUUAAGACGCCCGCCCUGGAAACGGUUCCGCACAGCUGCAGUCCCAGUCCGUCGUCGGAUCACCUCCUGCAGAAUCCGUUUGGAUUCGCCGAACUGGUCGUCGAUGAAGUUGACGGAUCGACGACGACCACCAAAACUCGCCCGAUUUUGACGGCUGAUCUCUCACCGACCACGGCCCUGUCCCGGCUCUCGUUCGAGGCGCUGGAAGCGGCCGCCGCCGCUUCCGGCCAACUGUCACCCCCGCCGGAAGACUCUGAAAUCAAGGAAACCUCGUCGUCCUCUUAUCUGAUGGUUUCGAGGCGGAAGAACCACACCCGCGAGGAGACGUACCGAUCGCUGCGCCAGCGGAUGUCGAACUCGUCGGUAUCGAGCAGCACGGAAAUGAGUCACAGUUAUUACAGCAGCAAACAAAAGACGGAAACGACCAGCAGUCGCUCCUCCUCCUCGAUGGUCUUGACCGUCAGCCAGAGCCAACGGGUCCAGUCGUCCAGUUCUUCCGUCAGCCCGCUGGCAACAGCCACUCCGGCGGCCGCCACCACCAUUCAAGUACCGACGGCAACGGCCAAUCAAGGCCGGAAUCAUCGAUGGAAACUCUCGCCGAUGGAGCCGUCGUCGCCUUCGUCCCACUGCUCGGAAAUUUCGGUGCAAAUUGAAGAAUCCAAGGCCGCCAAAGGAUCGGCUUCCGUCCAGUCGAAGGAGGAAGCAGCCGAACAAGUUGACAAUAGCGAACAAGUGGACGAGGAAGCGGAGCAAGUUGAAAUCCGCCGACGCGGUCCCAGUUUCCCCCGCCCGCACUCGGAUACCGGCGGCCGGAGUUUCCAUCGCGGCCACCACCACAUCCAUCACCCGUUGCACCACACCCGCUCGGUGCCGAGGCGGCCCAGUUACGCCCCCAGCGAAACUUGUUACUCUCCCAUUUCGGAUGAGAUGCUGAUGCCGCCCACUCCGUCGUCACCUCCACCUCCGUCCAAUAGCAGCAGCAGCAGUUGCAGUAGUCACCACUUGAUGGGUGGUCUACUCAGCCCCCAGGGUAUCUCUAGUAGUAAUAGCGUGAGCGGCGCCUGGGGCGUGGUCAGUCCCGGCCUCUACGCUCGCUCCGACUCUGUCACCACUUCCGGACUGGGAUCGGAAAUAUCCGACAGCGAAAUGGGUCAGUCCAGGGCCGAUUUGGACGCCCUGAGCCUUUGCAGCGGAAUGAGCGGGACGCUGAGAGGCGGAGGCGGAAGCAUCGCCGGAUUGGGGUUUCUCGAAUCCGAAACGGAUUUCUCUUCGCUACCGCCGGAUGACGGAGUCUUCACUGAACCGCUUUUCCUUCCGCCACCUCCUCCCGUUCGGCUGCAACCGCCACCUCGCGGCGGAUCUGCUCGCCCCUCACGUCCGUCUUCACUCCUGGGAAUCACUCCAGCGCGGGAUUUGGAAUGGAAACCAUCGCCGAGUAACAGCAGCGCUAGUGCGGAUUGCAUGACGUCACUGGACACUUCGCCUGGAUUCAAUAUAUUCCCGUCGCUACGCAAAGCCCGUCCCACAUCGCUAUUGAAUCCAUUAGAUCCUUUGGCGUCGUCUGGACCGUCUGCAACGUUGGGAGAUUUAUCCGCACCGACAAGUCUCUCUUCCGGACAAGAUUCCGGCCUACAACCAGGUGAAGAUGAUGUGAUGCCAGACAGUGCAACUGUAUUCCGAUUAUGGCGACAGCGGGAAUUGGAACAGCAAUUAGUUGACAGGUCCAGUGAGUCAACUGUUUCGUUAUCCGCCCGUCGCCGGAGCAGCAAAGAAAUUGUGACGCCGGCCGGCCGACACCAGCCAGCGAUGGCUACCGAGAGUAGCAGCAGCACUUGUAGUAAUAGUAGUAAUAGUAGUUCAACCUCAACUUCGACUACUUCAGUCUCCAGCAAACGGAAAAGCAGUUCGGAGAUUCCUCGUGACGGAGGCGGCGAUGGUGCAGGACCAGGCGGAGGAGGAGGAGCGUCGCCACCGGCUGUUGUAGAGAAACGCCGAUCCGGAACUCGAGAUGUUGUUGGUGAAUCGUUGAUGAUGUAUGGACUUUGCCGCGUCAAAAGCUGCCCCGACAUUGUGGAUCAAAUGAACCAAGAUGGUCUACUACCAACCAACAUCCAUUUGGAAUUGGAACUGAAUAAAACUAACGGUAAAACUAGCGACAGCCAACAACAGACUUUGGUCUUGUUGAGAGUGGCCAGCAGCAGAUCACGCCGCGAUAGUCAAACGCAACGCUAUUCAUGCGGAGCCCUGGAUGGCAAAGUCUUGGUUACGUCGAAUAAUAAUAACAACAGCAAAAUAAUAAAAGAUUCGUCGUCCAACCCGUCACCCUCGCCUUCGGGCUGCGGUUCUAGACACAAUAGCAAUUCCAGUUUGAAUUGCAACAGCUUCUCUGUUAUCGAAGUGUCAUAAUAAAUUGAUAAUUAUGUGUGUGUAAUUAUUUUAAACACUACUUUAUUUUUAGGGUCUGAAAUUUUGUUAGUUUUCACUCUUUGCUAUGUUGUACACCCCCCACCUAACAGGCUGAUAUCAUUGAUACUUUUAUUGAUUUUAUACUUGUACCUUCUAUUUUAAGUGGUUACACAAUGUUGUGCAAUAGGUUAUUUUUAUUAUUGUAGUCCACAUGAAAUGACUUGUUUUCAAAACAUGAUUAUUCUUGUCAUUGUGUAAAUUAUUCUCUUGCCGGAGACAUUUUUCAUGUGUAAAAGUGGCUAGGCUUCAUCAAAAUAAAUAUUGGAAAAUAUUA
This is a messenger RNA of Daphnia pulicaria, 4570 nucleotides long. Its product is annotated as dual specificity protein phosphatase 16-like. NCBI's taxonomy places the organism in Eukaryota, Metazoa, Arthropoda, Branchiopoda, Diplostraca, Daphniidae. The record is from RefSeq and is a predicted model, not a curated record. Bases 727 to 4236 code for a protein of 1169 amino acids. Gene Ontology annotation, molecular function: protein tyrosine/threonine phosphatase activity; MAP kinase tyrosine/serine/threonine phosphatase activity. Gene Ontology annotation, cellular component: cytoplasm. Gene Ontology annotation, biological process: protein dephosphorylation; negative regulation of MAPK cascade. The transcript is spliced from 10 exons.